This is a messenger RNA of Frankliniella occidentalis (western flower thrips), 3371 nucleotides long. RefSeq lists its product as uncharacterized. Bases 288 to 2117 code for a protein of 609 amino acids. Lineage: Eukaryota; Metazoa; Arthropoda; Insecta; Thysanoptera; Thripidae. The record is from RefSeq and is a predicted model, not a curated record. The transcript is spliced from 13 exons.
UCAGAUGUAAAAUAUCAACGUAAACAAAUACGGUUCUGUCUGUCGCCGUCGGAACGAUUUCUGCGACUACUUGUUUUUUAUUCGUGUAGUAUCUUCAGAAUUAUCUGCAUUUAGCAUUUACCGUUUAUGUCAUUCCUUAAACGUCACGUGAAGUAGCGGGCAUGUGACUUCUUUUCUCCAGCCGGAAUCAUAACCUGAAUUAUUUCAUCACCACCUGCUGUUACUUUCUGAAUUAUUUCACGCUGCAUCUAAACAACCCGUUCGAAUUGUACAAUAACAGCCCUUUCAUGCAGAGAAUGGAACGGUUUGAACUAGCAAAAAGAUUAAAAAGGUUCCUUGAAGUCCAUCUCACAAAGCGAAGACUUUUCUUAGGUAUAGUUAUUUUUGGUUUAAUCCUGUACUUUGGACAGCCAAGAGUCGGGAGAUGGCUCUACAGACCUCAGGCGAUAGUUGAUGAUAUGGUUGAAAGGUGUAUGGAAGAUAGAUUAACAUCAUUUCACUCUGAAGCCUCAGAGUAUGAUGCUAAUAUUCUACAUUCUCCCCCUCAAGAAAAUGAAUUUUCCUACCUGCCGUAUGUUGGCAAUGGUUAUAUCGGCCUUCCUGUCAAGUUUGAUGGCAGAAUUAUGAUACGUAGUGGACGGACUUUGUCUCAAGAAGUUCCAAUCAGACCACUUAUUUCUGUUUCAAUGUCGGGCAAGUUUGCUGAAGCAUCCGUUGUGAGAUAUUUGGAUGGUGUGGUAUAUCGAUACCAAUGUAUGCGGAUGGGUCUGUACGCCAAGUAUCAGUAUUAUGCCCAUCGAACUAUUCCAGGACUUCUCAUUCAAGAAAUUAAGGUGGUCAAUCCAUCAGACACAAAUUUAAACUUAGAAGUUUCUCACUCAUCCCCUCCAGAUUCAUGGCUUUCUUCAUCAAAUACUAUCAGAUUACAGCAUGCUGUUAGCCAAGCAGAAUUCAAAGUUUCCAAAGGUAAAAUUGAUAUUGACUCUGAUAGAGUUAUAGCUGUGGCUGCUGUCGCAAGCUCUAUCCCUUCCAUACUUGAGGUUAAAGCUCGAAGUCAUGCCAAUAUUAUUGUUUAUUGUACAAUUGCUUAUUCCAAACCUAUGUCAUCGGAUGAGUAUUAUGCGACUAAAACAUCUGUUGAAAACCAAGCCAUCCAGACUAUGAAGGAUGCUCUUCUAAAGACAACUGCAAGUCUCAGACGUGAUCACUCUGCUGUUUGGAAUCAGUUGUGGAGCACAGGACUAAAAAUUAGCAAUUCAUUGGCAGCAGGUGCCCUGAAUGGACACCUGAUUAAUUCUACGAUGUAUCAUGUGUUGUCUCAGUCUCCAUCUCCCUAUCAUGUGGAGAGUGCCAAUGCUACAACUAAGGCCCAAGUAAUGAAAAGCUUAGCCUAUGCAGACGGGUGUUAUUCAAGCUACCACACUCUGGAUGCUGAAAACCUUUGGAAGGAUCUAUCAACUUUGUCUGAAGUGAACAAUGUUGUGUCAAGGUGGCUUUUAACUUUAGAAAAGCAGGGCUGCCCAAAUCUAAUCAAGGCUGGAGCCUUAGGUGUGGUUCAGGCUAUGGUGUUAAGUUUUGGAAGUCUCAGAUUUAGUAACCAGCAUCUUGAAUUCAACAUCCACCCAAAGUACCUUCAUAGAGAUCUUGAUUUCCGGCGUUUGAGCUAUGGAAAUUCCAGUCAUGUCAACAUAAGUGUUGUUGUUCAGGAAGAUAAUCAUGCUGUGUUGUAUGUUGCUCUUGACCGAAGUGACAAGAACUAUUACGCUUGUGAUGGGGGUUGUCUUGAUAAACCAGUGCAGCUUGGACCAGACAGAAUUCAGUUCCCUGUCAAAUUGACUGAACCUGUCACUCCUAUUCUAUAUGUCACUUAUGACCGUCAACAUAUGGAAGACCUUCGCCAUGCCAUUCAUGUAAAGGAAAUUAGUGAAGCCCCUGCUCUGGAGCACCAUGUCAUCGCAUUGCAUAAACAUGGGCAUCAUCUAGGGGGCCUUCCAAACCUUUUCUGGGUGUCCAUUGGUGUUUUAAUUGUUGUAUUCCAUCUCUUUCUUUUCAAACUAAUUUAUAAUGAGUACAAAGGAUCUACUGAUAAAUUCAGGGCACGGUAUGGUAAGCUCUGAUUGGUCUUUUGAGUUUUCUCCUCCAGUCAUAAUUUAUUUUGAGCAUAAACUCCCCAUUCAAGAGUUUUUUCAUAUCUUUAGUGAAUGUAAGGGGAACCAAAACUUCAAGUUAAAGACUGCCUAUGUAUCUAACCCUUAACUUUCUUGUAGAAUAACAGAACUGAAUUUGGUAUCUUCUUUGAUGACUUGAAGGACUUGAAGGAGAGCAACUCACACACAAUACAAUAACAACAAUAUCAUUUUGAUUUACCUGACUGUGAUCUUUCCAUCCAAUUUUAAGAUUGUUGUUGUUUAUUAUAUAGUAUUUUAUUGUGUGUAUAUGAACAUCACUUGAAGAUCCACUUGUAUCACAGCUCUGCUUUUAAAUUGACUUAAAAUCAAGCCAAUUUUGGAUGUUUUAUCUCUAUAAAUUGUACCAUGUAUUUAAAAAGUCAAAUUUCUUUACAUCUUUCCAAUUUGCUAAAUUGAUGUAAAUUGUUCUUAAUUUUUGAGCUUUGAGCUAAAUGAACGACAAUUUAAGAACUGACCCUGACAAUGUUUGUUGAUUGCUGUGGAAGCGUGUAUUGCUAUACUUAUGUUUUUGUUGUGCUUUGAAUUACUCAACUAAUAUAGUUGUUUGUUCUUUAAAGUAUUUUUUUAAAUGUUGAAUUUCGUUAACAAUGUGAUAUUACAUAUUUAUGUUGAUUUUUUCUAACGAAUUAAGGGGUUUCUUUUCCAUCACUGUAUACCUUAAAUAAGUUCCUUGAUCUUGAUUUUAUUUACUUGAGUAUGUCACCUGAUUUUGUUGGAGUAUUUCUAUCUCUUUUCCAGUGUGAUUAAAAUAUUAAACCCAAUUAAUUGUACUAGUCGAAUGUAAAUUUCAAAAUAUGCUAAUGUUCUAAAAUUUUACACAAAAAAGCAAAGAGUCCUGUAAACCAAUGUUAAAUUGGAAAGACUGAGGCAAAUCCCAGUAAUACAUAGUUGUAUUCCUUGUAACCUAAAACUGCUUUCCUCCUUCUGAAAGCAGUUAUUGAUUUUUGUUCUGUUAGUUGUUUUUUUGUUUUGUUUUUUUUUCAUCUGUUUCUGAAAACCAAACAAUUUACAUAGAAAUUUCAAAUAAAUGUAUUUCAACAAAAGUAUUACAUAGUUUUGACCCAACUUAAUUAUAGACUUGUUUUAUUUAGCUAGUUCUAAGAAUUGUCCUUGUGUACAUAUUUUUGUUGGUUUAUGUAAAGAUAAUCAUAGAUGUUCAAUAAAUACUUUUAUGACUUUCGA